Molecule: messenger RNA, 1552 nt
Organism: Lotus japonicus
Lineage: Eukaryota; Viridiplantae; Streptophyta; Magnoliopsida; Fabales; Fabaceae
Exons: 9
Coding region: 112-1320 (402 amino acids)
Cellular component (GO): membrane
Source: RefSeq, a predicted model, not a curated record
UAGUAAAAAGAAAAAAUUCUAAGAUUGAAGAACACGAAAGGAGUGAACAAUAAGGAAGGGGUUGUUGUUGUUGUUGUUGUUGUCGCACCGUUGCAGUUGAAGACAGCAGUAAUGGCGAGCAUUUGGAAAACCCGAACCGCAGUUCGUAGUUUGACCCAAUCCUUAGCAGCCGCCACUCACCACCACACGCCGUCGCUCCCCUCUCGUCUCUCCUCCGUCCGCCACCUCCGCUCCGGUCGAGAUCCUAUCUCCAGGAAUCAUGAAAUUAUUCCUCCGGUGAACUGGGGGAUUCGGAUUGUGCCGGAGAAGAAAGCGUUUGUCAUCGAGCGAUUUGGAAAGUAUGCCAAGACGCUUCCCUCCGGCAUCCAUUUCUUGAUCCCGUUCGUCGAUAAGAUUGCUUAUGUGCAUUCUCUUAAGGAAGAGGCGAUUAGUAUUCCUGACCAGUCUGCUAUCACCAAGGAUAAUGUUACUAUCCUCAUUGAUGGUGUGCUUUAUGUCAAGAUUGUGGAUCCUAAGCUGGCAUCUUAUGGGGUUGAGAAUCCCAUUUACGCGGUUAUUCAGCUGGCUCAGACGACAAUGCGUAGUGAGCUUGGUAAGAUUACCCUUGACAAGACCUUUGAGGAAAGGGACACGCUCAAUGAAAAGAUUGUGGAGUCCAUCAAUGUGGCUGCAAAAAGUUGGGGUCUGGAGUGCCUUCGAUAUGAAAUAAGGGAUAUCUCUCCUCCACGUGGAGUGAGAGCAGCUAUGGAGAUGCAAGCAGAAGCAGAGCGAAAAAAGAGAGCUCAAAUUCUUGAAUCUGAAGGAGAAAGGCAGGCGCACAUAAACAUCGCUGAUGGAAAGAAGAGUUCAGUCAUUUUAGCAUCAGAAGCUGCAAGGAUGGAUCAAGUUAACAGAGCGCAAGGUGAGGCUGAAGCCAUCCUUGCAAAAGCAAAAGCAACAGCUGAAGGGCUUGCUGUUGUGUCACAAUCCCUAAAGGAAAGUGGAGGACCAGAGGCAGCAAGUUUAAGGAUAGCAGAGCAAUAUAUUCAAGCUUUUAGCAACAUAGCUAAGCAGGGCACGACAAUGUUGCUUCCUAGCUCUGCGUCCAAUCCCGCUAACAUGAUGGCGCAAGCCCUUACAAUGUAUAAAAGCCUGAUUGGUAAUGUUAAUGAUAAGCACAGUGGAAACACACACUCUUCAAUAGCAUCACAAGAAGAAGAAAAUGAUUCCUCUGGUGAAGUUAAAGAUGAGAACUCGACAAGGGCUAGUAUCACUAACCGAAUCCCAGAUUAUUCAGGGACAAAUGGGUUUUCACUUCAGAAGCCCCCAACAAGGGACUAGUCUUUGAUUUUACAAAACUUCUGAUGAGUUCAUUUGUUUGUUAUAUUGAUGUUGAUUUUGAAAAAUGAGUUCAAAGCUCGAAGAGAGGGUCGUGGAAGUGUGAUUGGACUUUAUAUCGCAAUAGUUCCUUUAGCAUUCAUAAUAUGAUACACGAUUUAUGACUAGACAAUGAAAUCUCUUCCUAACUAGCAAAUUUGGGGAGUAAGAGAAUGAAAAUAGAAGUUAUCUGCCU